Messenger RNA from Microthlaspi erraticum, 342 nucleotides. NCBI's taxonomy places the organism in Eukaryota, Viridiplantae, Streptophyta, Magnoliopsida, Brassicales, Brassicaceae. The record is from the annotation of a GenBank genome assembly.
AUGAAUCUUAAAGAUGAGGUGUUUAAUCUUGAAGAUGAGCUGAACAAGGAGAAGGGUAAAUCAGAUACUUGUGCUGCUAAAGUUUUGUCGUCCGAACAGACAAUGAUGAAUCUUAAAGAUGAGCUGAAAGAGGAGAGGGGCAAAUCAGAUACUUGUGCUGCUAAAGUUUUGUCGUCGGAACAGACAAUGAUGAAUCUUAAAGAUGAGCUGAAAGAGGAGAGGGGCAAAUCAGAUACAUCUGCUGCUAAAGUUUUGUCGUUGGAACAGAUUAUGUCGGAUCUUGAAGAUUGGAACAGACUAUGUCGGAUCUUGAACAUUGGAACAGACGAUGUCCGAUCUUGA